AGCUUGAACUUGAACAAAAUGGGAUUCACGGGACUGGCUCGAUGGACAAACGCGCCGCCUCAAGGACUCAAACUCGUUCAAGAGAACCUGCAGCUUAAUCACAAUGCCCUGUACAAGGGCCAAUGGAACCUCUCCAUCUCGUUAUAUCGGUCUACACUUUCUCAAGUGCUCCCUGGUCAUCCGGACCGUACAAUAUUCACUCUGACUAUGGACCAAAACGUAUUUGUGCUUGUUGACGAUCCUGCUGCCCCAAACCGCGCAGAUGUGGUCGAAAGUGGUCAAGAAGCCCUCUUUCUCCAAAGGCACCAGCACUAUCGUUAUACCUUCUUGACCCUUCGUCCGCCUUCAGGCCUUGAACAACUUUUAGCCCAACUAAAUGCUCGCUGGAAGCCCGUUCGAGAAGUCAACACGCAACGCGGUCAGCCUAGCCAGCAACUCUCAAUCGAAGGUCACAUUUACGGUAUUGGAACGGACUGGAUUGUUCGUGUCGGCAAUGUAGUCUUACCCGGCGGAGCAAUACGGGGUAUGGUUCUUGAAGCUGAAUACUUGCCAUUGCCUGUGCUGCAGUCCCCCAACAAAGAUGGGUCGUCGGAAAUGUUGUCCAACUUGUUGACAUCUAUUCUUCCCAUGGUGGCCGACGCAAAGACAGUGGCGGUGACUAUCAGCGACUCACAAUGGGAGGAUGUUUUGUGGGACGGUGAAGAGCAGUCAGACGCCACGCCAGCUGAGGAGCAAACAGAAGACGAUAUUCACGCUUGGGGGAGUGCAGUGCCGCAAAGAACGCAUGAUUGGAUGGGAAUUAAUCGAGAUAGACGAAGCGCUUUUCUGAUACUUGGUGGGCUGAGGUCGGAGUCAUUACUUGGUUAA
Messenger RNA from Mycena indigotica, 867 nucleotides. Its product is annotated as Protein-serine/threonine kinase. The record is from RefSeq and is a predicted model, not a curated record. The transcript has 5 exons. NCBI's taxonomy places the organism in Eukaryota, Fungi, Basidiomycota, Agaricomycetes, Agaricales, Mycenaceae. Gene Ontology annotation, molecular function: transcription coregulator activity. Gene Ontology annotation, biological process: regulation of transcription by RNA polymerase II. Gene Ontology annotation, cellular component: mediator complex. The coding region runs from base 19 to 867 and encodes 282 amino acids.